AUGUCAGUUCUAGCCAACACCACCAAUCCGGCCCUCAACCCGGACAAAAACCCGCUCCUACGGUACGUCUUAAAACGGACUUUCUAUGCCCAGUUCUGCGCCGGCGAGAAUGCGGAAGAAGUACGACGGACCAUCUCCUCGCUCAAAAGUGUGGGUUUUGCGGGGGUCAUCCUAGGGUAUGCGAAGGAGGUGGUCCUCACGGAGGCCCAAACCCAGAAUCUUGCGUCCUGCAACUCGGGCCCAGAAGCCGACGAGUGUGUCCGCACCGAGGUCAACCCGUGGGCAACAGGGACGAUGGAGACGGUGCUCCUCGCUUCGCCCGGCGACUUUGUUGCCCUCAAAUUCACGGGCGCGGGCCGCCAAGCCCUCUACGCCCUCUCUCGGUCCUUGCCGCCCUCCGAGGCCCUGGAGACAGCUAUCUCGGGCAUCUGCCGGCUGGCCGCCUCGCGCGGCGUGCGCCUGCUCUUUGAUGCCGAGCAGCAGGCCCUUCAACCCGGCAUCGACGCCUGGACGCUCGAGUUUAUGCGCAGGUUCAACACGGCCGACCGCGCCGUGGUCUACGGAACGUACCAGGCGUAUCUGAAGUCCACGCCCACAACCCUGAGCCGGCAUCUCGCCGCUGCCCACGACGGCGGGUUUACACUAGGCGUCAAGCUCGUCCGCGGUGCUUACCUUGGCUCCGACCCGCGGCAUCUGAUUCACGACACCAAGGCCGACACGGACGCGGCGUACGAUGGUAUUGCGGAAGCACUGUUGCGGCGGCAGUGGAACACGACCUUGCGACCACAGGACGAAUCCAGCUCGUUCCCUAAUGUCAACUUGGUGCUCGCCACGCACAACCGGGACUCGGUGCUCAAGGCGCAGGCGAUUGUUUCCUCCUCCAAGCGCGAAACGGCGCUGACCGACGUGGCGUUUGCACAGCUGCAGGGCAUGGCGGACGAACUCAGCUGCCAGCUGGUGGUCACUUCCAACCGCGAGGCCGCAGAGAAGCCGCGUGCCUACAAGUAUCUUGUGUGGGGCUCGACGGGCGAAUGCAUGAAGUACCUGCUGCGCCGGGCCCAAGAGAACCGCGACGCUGUGCAACGGACACGCGAAGGGCGGGAUGCGAUGCGCUCGGAGCUGGUCAGGAGAGUCAAAAGGUUCUUUGGUAUCGUAUCAUGA
Molecule: messenger RNA, 1161 nt
Organism: Canariomyces notabilis
Lineage: Eukaryota; Fungi; Ascomycota; Sordariomycetes; Sordariales; Chaetomiaceae
Product: proline oxidase-like protein
Exons: 1
Coding region: 1-1161 (386 amino acids)
Cellular component (GO): mitochondrion
Molecular function (GO): FAD binding; proline dehydrogenase activity
Source: RefSeq, a predicted model, not a curated record